UCUGUAGCUCUAUUGAUUCAAACAUUAUUUAAAUGAUUUUAUUCAUAGUUAAUAUAUUUUGUUAUUGUUGAUGUUGGCUUAUUUUAUUGUUCUUAUUCCAAACAAACUACCUAUUUUUGUUUUAUUGUAAUGCUCGAUUUUCAUUCAUCAACUUUGUAAAACUAUAUUAAAUUUCGCUAAAAUGUCGUCUUUUAAGUAUAAAAACUAUGAUGUUUGCUCUGAUUGCAGUGCUCCAGGUAUUUUAAAAAUAUUUAUUAAUCAAAUUAUUACAUUGAAUAUAUUUAUUUUAUUAUGAAUAUUCGAAUAAUUCUUAUUAAAUGCAAAAAUAGUGUGUAGGUAUUGUUGUAUUGUCGCUUAAUAAAUAAGUGAUGUCAAUUUUGAAUUCAUUAGUUCCUAUAUUCAUUGUAGAGUUGGGAAACAUCUAACAUACUCCAAUAUUUUUAACUAAAAUUGAUUGUACCAAUUUUAAUACAGUGUGUCCCACAGAGAUCUGCAUUAACUUUUGAUCUGUACAUUAAUUUUUAAGUUUUUCUUUUUUUAUUGAUUACUAAACUAAUGUUUAUUAAUGAUGUUAAUAUUCUACAAUUUUUUGAAGUUUACGAUAAUAAGAAUUGUUUUUAUCACCACUGUUAAAUAAUAUCAAUCAAUUCACCAAUUUUUGCAUGAAAAUUAUAAUUUUAUAAAUAAUUUUUUAAACUUGAAAAACAUUUUUAUGCACCAAAAUACUGUUUCAAAAUAAAUUUAUAAAAUGGCUAUUUUGGAUUUUUUAAGAAAAAAAUGUAUUUUUAAUUUUAAAAAAAAUUAUAAAAUAUCAGAAUUACAGCAUAAGGCCCUAGUAAUUAUUAAAAAGAAGAAACCCUUUAAAUUAAUGAACAGAAAUAAAUUUAUUGCAUUUAUCAGAUCUUUGUGGGAUACUCCAUAAAGUCCUGAUUUCAUUAUUGUUACUCUUAUUAUAUUUAAUAUAAAAUUAUUUGCAAGUUUUUUUGUAAUUUUUUUUUUUAUUUAGAUCCAGAUUGGGUAAUUAUUAAUCGUGGAUUAUAUAUUUGUGAUGAAUGUUGUAGUAUUCAUCGUAGUUUAGGUCGCCAUGUAUCACAAAUUAAAAGUUUAACUGCUGACUGGUGUGUGGUAACAUUGAAUGUAAGUAUUUUCCAAAGAAUUUUUUUCAUAUUGACCAUUAUAAUACUUAAAUGUAAAAUAUUAAGUAUUUUUUAUAGAUGGUGAAAACUUUACAUCAAGCUAAUGUUAAUACACUUUGGGAACAUGCACUAAAUGACAAUAAGAAUCAUAAGAAAAAACCUACUCCUAAAGAUCCACUGUGAAUUAGAAUAUUUAAUAUUUUAAUAUUUAAUAUAUUUCUAAUCACUUAUUUAAACUUUUUAGUCCUAUUAAAGAAGAAUUUAUACGUGCCAAACAUAGACAACAAUUAUUCAUAUUAAAAAGUAGUGAUACUAGAGAAGAUUUAAAUCAACAAUUACAUUCUAGUGUUAGAACAUCAAAUUUAGAAACCAGCCUUAGAAUUUUAGUUCAGGGAGCUGAUUCAAAUUAUUAUCAUCCUGUAAGUAAAAAUUGUAAGUUAAUAUUAUGAUUAUUUUACAUUGUUUUUAACUUAGGAAAAGGGAAAUUAUCCAUUACAUGUAGCAGCUAAAGCAGGUCAAAUAUUACAGGCUGAACUUUUACUUACUUAUGGUGCCGAUCCACUUGUAGAAGAUAGCCAAGGAAAUACCCCAGCAAUAUGUGCCAAGUAACUGCCAAAUAAAUUAAAUGUUUCAUGAGUUAAAAUAUUUUAUUUUAAAUUUUCUAGAUUAUCUGGUCAUAAAGAUAUAAACGAAAGACUGAAUGAUUGUAUGUAUGAAGUAUUAGAUGUUCUUUCUAUGUAUGUGUUUGGUCGAAAACCAAACCAUAAAAAUGAAGAGCAUAUGAUUAAUUUAGAUCCUAAUGAUGAAAAUGUUAAAGAUAACGAUCAACCAGAAGCAGUUAAAAAAAUGCAACAAGUAAAUUUGAUUUUAUAAGCUGCAUUUUUUUUUUUUAAAUUUUAAAUUAUAAAAUUAUGGUUUAUAGUUACCCAACUACUUAUUUGAAGAUUUAAUAUUAGAUGUUUUUGAUGAAAUUGAUAGAAGAGCAACAGAAAAAAGUAUUUUAUACAUUUGAAUUAUUCCUUUUAUACGUUAAUCUUUAUCUUAAAUGUAAACUAAUAAUGAUUUUAUGUGAAGUUUGGCAAAAUAAAAAUUCUCAAAGUCAUAUGUCAGUACCGUUUUUACCAGUAAAUCCGGAUUUAUCUUCAAUGAAAAAUCAAGGAAGGCAAAAAUUAGCAUGUUAUGCAGAUAAUGAAUUUAAAAAUCUUGUUACAAAAAUUUUAAUUGAAAUAAAUAGAAGAACACUACCAAGUAUGUUUUCUUAAGACAAUACUUCUUAUUCAAAUUUAAAAUAUCUUACAUUUUAGUUAAUAAAAUAAUUUCAAAAUUAAAAUAUGAUGAUGAUGAACCACUAUAUGAUCAUGUGGCUUCUGAUGAAGAUUAUGCUACACCCGAACAAAUUUCUGCUAUGGUAAGUUUUUUCUAGUUAAUUUUUUAUGUUUUAAAAGUUAAUCUAAUUUAAUAAUUUAUUUUAAAGAUGGCGAAUCAUAGUAAAACAUCUAUACAUUUUAAUGACAAAGAAAAUUUAUUAGAAAUUGAAACUAAUAAAAUGGAAGAAACGGUUUCCUCAAAUAUGUUGAAUAUUAAUAGUGCAUCUAAUUUACCAUUUUACAAUGAUAAUGCCCUUGAAACAAAGUUAUCAAAGUCCGAGGCUGAAAUUUCAAAAUUAAUUUCUGAAAUUGAUUUGCUGAAAAAAAAAGUUAGUAUAUUUAACAUAUCUUGUUAUUAAAUUAGUAAAUUAUAUUUAAAAAUGUACUAGUAAAAAAAAUAAGUGUUUUUUUUAAAUUAAAAACUUAUUUUUUUAUAAUUUUUAAUUUUUAACAAUCUGCAAAUUGUAUGUUUGUAUGAAUUUGUAUACCUAACUUUUGUAAUUAUCCGUAGUCCUUCAUAGAACUGGGAUACUUUAAGAAAUACAAAUUAUAUAUUAUUGUUUUUUUUUUUUUGUAAGAAAAUAUAAAUGUAGAUGAUAACAGUGUAAAUGCUGUACCUCCCAGUUACACGGAUAACCAAGAGUUUACUGCAUUUAUUACAAUGGAAAAAUGUCAGUGUUUAAAAUACAGUGUGUUCAUGCUAAGGUACCGCUAAAUAUUUCAGUAGUAUGAUCUAUUAUUGAAAUGGAAUUUUCGGGAAUGAUAGGGAGUACCCAGAUACACAUUUUCAGACAAAUUUCAAAUUUCUACUUUUUUCGAUAAACACAUAUGCAAUACAGUUUACUUUUUUUUUAUGGAAACACCAAACUUCUCUACAGAUUUGGAUAGAGUAUUUUUUUUUUUCAAACAAUUUUUGUAUAAAAAGUUUUUUUCUAAUUAAAAAAUUAGCAAAAUUAUGGUAUGUUAAAAUUUAAUAUUUAUAAUUAAACUGUUUUUUGACAAAAUUUUAACCAUGUUCAAAUUGUUCUUGAAAAUACAAAUACAUCAAUAUAAAUUAAUAAUUACAAUCCUAUUGAACAUUGUUAUAUUUUUGUUAUUAUUAUCUUUAUAUGGAUUAUUUUAUUAUUUUAUUAUUAUUUUUAUUUCAUGUUACAAUUUUUUACAUAUAUUAUGUGUCAAAAUAUGUCGUACUAUAAAUAAAUACUCAAAAAUCAAAAUAAUAUCCAAUAUUUUGAAAUACUUGUUUGUUGAUAAAUAAGACACAAAUAAACACGUUGUUUUUGUAAUUUUCUUUUAUUUUUGUCUUUCCAAAUAAAUUGGAUAAAUAAGUGAAAUUAAUGAAAAUUUUAAAAAUACACACACUAUGCAUUUGAAAUUAAGAUUUAUUUAUUUGAAACUAUAGCGUUAUUUAAUAAAUUGUUCAAAUAUUCCACCUUGGUGUUCCAUAAGAUUUUUAAUCAGCGUUUAUUUGGUCUUCUCUCAAAUUAUUACAUGCUUGGUACUCGUAAUUUUUUUUUUAAAAACAAUUAUAACUUAUAAUUUUAACAUUAUUAAGAGGAUUUACUUACAUAAUAGUUAUUAAAUUCCUCCAUAAAAAUAAAUGAAGUUUUAAUUGUAUCUUAUCUGUCUACAGAUAUGUAUUUCACAAUAUCAGAUAUAUGAUUUUGUUAUUCUUAUAUAUGUUAACUAUAGUUCUUAUUUCGUCAAAACCAGAUUAUUCGUACCUAAAUAUAAAAUUUCAACAUAUUUUAACUGUUCUUUUGUAAUUAGAAAAAACUUUAUACAAAAAUUGUUGUUAAAAAACCACUAUCUGAAUCUAUAGGAAAAAUAUAGUGUGGUCAUUAAAAAAAAAAAGUUGAAUUGCACAUGCGUGUACUGAAGGAUUACAAACUUAAAAUUUGUCUGAAAAUGUGUAUUUAGGUACUGCUAAACAUUUUUUGAAAAGUCCAUUUCAAUAUUAGGUCAUCCAUCUGAAAUAUUUCGUGAUAUCUUUUAGCGUGCACUGCAUAAUAUUAUACAGACUGUAAAGAUAAAAGAUAGAUAUCUGACUUGGCAGAUAAUUAAAUGUUUGCAAUUUAUUUUUGAUUUUGGGCUCUUACCAGUAAUCCACUUUUAUGUAUUAGGUAGAAGAAGUGACUAAAGAAAAUGCUGAAUUAAAGUGUGAAAUGUUACGCCAAAAACAACCAAAAAUUAUAAAUAAUGAAAAUGAGUGUGGUGAUAUAAAACAGCCCAUUAGACCUGUAUCUAUGUAUGAAACUCGAGAAGGAAUAAAAUGUGAAUCGCGCAAUUUACAAGUAAGAAUGUAUAUAUAUAUAUUAAUUAUAUAUUAAUUUUUACAAUUAUCAAUUAUUUUCUCUUUGAUAACGAUUUACACUACCUAUCAGGUCUUUAAAGUUAAUUAUAAAACUAUUAAAAAUAUAUAAUUAUAAAAAACUGUGCUCAUUGUCCUUUCUCUAAUGUUUAUGGUUAAAUCUAAUAAUACUGUAAUCAUAAUAUACUCAUUGGUAAAUAUCUUUAGUUUGAGAUCCCGAAUUUACCUAUUAAUUUUGAUAACACCUAAUUUAAAAAUUGUUUAGUUAAACCCCGAAAGAUUUUUGUACUUUGGAUUCAUUCGAACAAGAUUACCAAAUCUUAGAAUAAGGUUACUUCAAAAAUGAAAAUAAUUUUCUGCUCUCCCAAGGAAAAAUACCCGUGCCAUUUUAAGGAAAUGCAUUUUUAUGUUCAGACAUUUUUGCAGUUUUAUCUUCAUAAAUAUAAUAUUUAUUUAAUAUUAAAAUCAUAAUUUUUUUAUGAAAAAUUUAAUUGAGCCCUAAAAUUUUAUUUUCAACAACCUUUCUAUCAAGAUAUUCUGAUUUUGUUAUUUAAGUAUGUGAUUAAUUAUUUACAACUGUUUGCCUGAUAAAAAUAUUGUAAUUCUGUUUAUCGAUUUUUAUCUUAUAUACAAAAAUGUUCUGAUUGUAACAAUUUAAAAAAAAAAACACCAUAUAUUAUUUAUAAUAAUUUAGUUAGUUAAAAAUUUUUAUAAUUUAUUAUUAUAAAUAUAAUUAACUAAAUAUAGUUUACUCAAUUUUUUUUUAUUUAUUUAUUUAAUUUUUUUUUUUUUUUUUUCUCAAAAACAAAACAUUUAAUGUACAUCAAAAUUAAAUUUGUUACAAAAUUGAUUAACUUACCUCCUGUAAGAUUAUGCAGCUUAUGUUGGAGAUAAAAAGCUAUGAUUACUACUAAAUAUAUAUAACAAAUAAGAACAUGGUAUAAAUAUAUUUCAAUUUAAAAAAAAAAAAAUUAAAUUGCAUUUUUAAAUACAUUUUGAAACAACUCUGAAAAUAUAUAAACUAGCUUAUUUUCUAAAUAACAAUGUUAAAAGCAAAUAAAUAAAUAAAAACAAAUCAAAAAUAUGUGCUAUAGGUCUAUACCUAGGUACAAUAAAUAAAAAAUAAUGAAAUAAAAUUGGGUUAUAUUACCGUAAAUCCCUGUCUAGUUCAAAAAAUAAAUAUUUAUAUGUAAGAUCUUCAAUAUUUACAAUUUCACUACUAAUUAUUUUUUUUAAAAAGUCAUAGAGCAUAGAGUUGAAAGAAGUUUGACCCUGAUAGUCAACAAAACACUGACCAUAAGAAGUAUUCGCAUAUUUAACAGUCAAAUCAUAUUUUUUCAUUUCCCUUUUGUUGCUUACCUCCUUUUGAUCGUUAUUUAAAUUAAAUUUCGUAACCAAAUACAUAAUUUUAAUUUUUUUGUAUAAAAACCUUAUAGGAAAUACACCAAAUUCUUUAUAGUUAGCAUUAGUAAAUCCUUGCAGAGUAAAUUUAUUUAAACAAAUCCUAACUAUAUUAUUUUGAUUAAUUAUUAAUGCAUUUAAGAUGUUAUCUCGAAGGCCUCCCCAUACUAAUAUGCCAUAUUGAAAGUUUGAUUGAUAUAGUGCAAAGUAAACUAUUUUCAUUAUUUGUUUUGGUACUAAGUUUUUAAUUUAAUAUCAAAUAUAACACCUAAAUAUCAAAUUUUUUCAACUAUUUCAAUUAUCAUGCAGUUUUGUGGAUUAAAAACUGUAUUCUUUAUGCAGUCAUGAAUUUGUAGUUAAAAGAUGUUUUAUUAAUUGAGAACGAUAAAAAAAGUUUUAUCAACAUGUAAAGAUAGAUUUCUAACAUUUAAACUUUUUAUUAUCAGACUGAAACCUCUGCAGGCUUUCUCAUGUACACCAUCAAUGUUCAAUAAAUGAAAUUUAAAAUGUAAAAAUAUAAUUAUUAUAUUUGUUUUUAACAUUUAAAUUUUUUAUACAACUAUUUAUUACAAUUAAAAACAAAAAAAAGGUUGAUUCUGGGAUCGGGUAUGCCACUGUUGUAGAAUACAUAAAAUUAUUUAAUUUAUAUCUGUAAAAAAUGAUAAACCAUUACUAACAAAAAACGAUUCGGAGCAAAAAUAUGAAACAUUGCACGUAACUUUUAAUUUUGAUUACUAUGUACAACUUAUAAUGAACCUAAUAAUAAUAGUCUAAUAAACUUAAUAGUCAAACAAUUUAAUUUAAGUGUUAUUCAAUAUUUUUUUUUUUCCACAUAAUUAUAGUAUCAAAUUUUGAAUAAAAUUGUAAAUAUUAGGGUCCUUCAAAAGAUGUAUAACCUCAUAAACAUGUAUGUGACUAUUAAUUGUGUAAACAGUCAAAAUUAAAAUUCUGGAACGAAGUAAAGUUAAUGUCCACAAUAUAUUUGUUAAGAUGUUACAAGUUGUGGAUGAAGAAUUUUAUCACUAGUACAAAAACAGAAACUUCUCAAGUUUUCACUCUAUGCGAAAGCAAUCUUUUAUAAUUGACAAUAAUUCAAAUUCAUCUAGUAUUAUCAAUUAUAUUUAUCUUAUUGACAAGGAGUUGUGACUAUGCACAAAAAUAUGUGACAAAUAAAUGUAAAUGUUAGUAAAACCCAGAAUUUACUGUUGUUUGUACUUUUCCUGUAACAUAUAUAUAAAUAUAAACCUGAAAGUAGAUUAUGGUAGAGAAUAGAGAUAUUACAAUUUGUACAGUUAAUAGUCUAUUUUUAAUAAUUUUGAAUUUGAAAUAUUUUGUUAAAAUUAAAUUAUACACUACUAUGUUAAAUUGAUAAUGAUGUACAGUUUACAAUCUAAAUAUUUACUUGUAUUUAAUUUUUUUGAAAUUGUUAUUUUAAAGUGUAUUAAUUUGGUUUUGGGUAAUUUUAUUGUUUUGAAAGGUCAUUUUUUGAAUAAUGGAAAAACAAAAAUAUUUGUGCAAUAAGAAAUUUUGUUAAUUUCAAAUUUGUUUUUUUAUUAUAAUUCAGUGAAAAAUUACAGUAGACUUAAAAUGUUGACUGAAUACUUUUAUUUACACUCUUAACAUGGUACAGUUUUCAGAAUAUUAUAUUUUUGAGGUUUUUAGUUUUAUAUAAAUAAAAACGUAAUUUAUUGUUAUCGUCAUUUCCAUUUAAAUGUAUAAAAAUGUUUUAUCAAACUUAAACUCAGAAUCGUUUUUCAUUUGCAAUCAUUUAUUUGUGUAUAGGUCCUAUUUAUAAACUAAAUUAUCCCAUAUUAUAUUCCAUCUUCUUAACACUAUUCUAUAUUAGGUAUAUAAUGAUGAUAAUAUAUAAGACAUCCACAAUAGAUUGGCUUUUUUUUAAUUUAACAAUCCAAAGAAUAAUUUAUAGUAUUACAUUUUAAUAUAAAUUUAAAAUUAAACUAUGUAUUACAUGAAUAUUUUCAAACACUUCCAUUAAAUAUUUUUCAAAACUAUUACAAGAUUUUUUAAAAUUCAUAUUGUUUUUUUUGUUAAAUAUUGUGUAAUUUAUAAUUAAUUCCCAUGUGUUGGUUAUAAUAUAAAAAUGUAUUUUUAUAAUUUAUCAGGCAGGUAUUAAUUUACCAUUAUCUGAAGAUAUUGUUCGUCAUACUAACCAUGUAACUAAGUGUAUACAAGAACUUUGGACCAACAUUAGGUCAUCAGAAGCUUGUAAAGCAUUUGUUCCUGGUGCUGAAAAAAUUAGAACUGCUGUGGUUGAACUUACUGCCAUAUUCCCAAAUGUAAGUAAAUAUUUGGUUUUCUUAUAAAAUUAAAAAUAUUAAUACUGUGAUUAAGUUUUUUCAUAACCAUAAAAUAUUCUGAGCCAAUUACGGGACACUAAUUUGCUGAUUUACUAAUAAAAAACAGUCUUAAAAGAAAUUAAACUUGUCUAAUUGUGAUGAAACUCUUAAAAGACUUUCUGAAAAAAACCUACAUAUACUAUCAAAUUGCUAUUAAAACCAUGAAAAUGUACGUACCAUUGAUGUAUAUUGGUUUCAGAAUUGACAGAGUAUUAUUUAAAAUAGAUGACAAACAGUUCAAAAUAAUUUGAUUUAAUUAUUAGUUUUUAAAUAUUCAGUCUAAAUUACUGUUUCAAUAAUAAAAUAUACUGAACAAACAAUUUUAUUUAGAGUAUUAGUGACGAUAUUGUGAAAUCAUCAUUAUGGUCUUUGAAUACACACACAACACAACUACAACUGGAAUGUGCAUGUUUGGAAGCAGGUGUGGAGAGAGUGCGAAAUUGUUCAUUAAAUAUGGCAAAAGCCACUAAACAACUUUUAACAAGGUUCGACUGUAAUAAUUAAUUAAUAAACUAUAAAUAUUUAUUAAAUACAUACAUUUUACUAAGUUCCUUAUGAAUAACUAUUUAAAAUAAAGUACAUAUACAGGGUAAUAUUAGUAUUAUAAGAAUAAAUUGUGAUUUAAUUUUGCAAUGUUGUUUAAAAAAAAGAAAACAGUUUGUAAAUAUUCUUUACAAUAUUCAUUCAUAAUUUAUUGUUUAUUAUAUUGU
Molecule: messenger RNA, 9282 nt
Organism: Cinara cedri
Lineage: Eukaryota; Metazoa; Arthropoda; Insecta; Hemiptera; Aphididae
Source: the annotation of a GenBank genome assembly